Molecule: messenger RNA, 1684 nt
Organism: Cydia pomonella (codling moth)
Lineage: Eukaryota; Metazoa; Arthropoda; Insecta; Lepidoptera; Tortricidae
Product: opsin-2-like
Exons: 8
Coding region: 70-1221 (383 amino acids)
Biological process (GO): G protein-coupled receptor signaling pathway; visual perception
Cellular component (GO): membrane
Molecular function (GO): G protein-coupled receptor activity
Source: RefSeq, a predicted model, not a curated record
AAAUGCGCAUUAGAUCGGUAGCAGUCAGUCAGUGGGGUCAGAGUAGGACUACCGAGGGCUGCUCACAGGAUGAUUGCAACACAAAUCAUGGACAACCAGACGGAAAGAAGUGAAUACGGCGCAUACUUCGCGCCGCUCAGAUCAAACGGCAUCGACGGCGUAGAGAUGCUGGGCGCGGGGUUGACGGGCGUCGACCUGGCCGCGGUGCCCGAGCACUGGCUCUCGUACCCCGCGCCCCCCGCCGCCGCACACACCGCGCUCGCCCUACUCUACAUUUUCUUCACUGCCGCUGCCCUCAUUGGUAACGGGCUCGUCAUCUUCAUAUUCUCCACAACGAAAAGUCUUCGCACGCCAAGCAAUCUUUUGAUAUUGCAACUGUCGAUAUUCGACUUCAUAAUGAUGGCGAAAGCACCGAUAUUCAUUUACAACAGUGCCAUGAGAGGAUUCGCACUGGGCGACUUCGGGUGCAAGAUAUUCGCACUGAUGGGUGCCUACAGUGGUAUUGGGGCUUCAAUGACCAACGCUGUCAUUGCCUUCGAUAGACAUUCAACCAUCACACGGCCAUUAGACGGUCGCCUGUCGAGAGGGAAGGUAUUGCUACUGAUGGCGUUGGUUUGGAUUUACUGCACGCCAUGGGCCCUAUUGCCGCUGUUUAAAAUUUGGGGCCGAUAUGUGCCAGAGGGUUACCUGACGUCCUGCACAUUCGACUACCUGACCAACACGUUCGACACGAAGCUCUUCGUAGCGUGCAUCUUUACGUGCAGCUACGUGUUCCCCAUGUCCGCCAUCGUCUACUUCUACAGCGGCAUCGUUAAGCAAGUGUUCGCGCAUGAAGCUGCUUUGAGAGCACAAGCCAAGAAGAUGAACGUAGAAUCCCUGCGGUCCAACCAACAGGCUAACGCUGAGUCGGCCGAAAUUCGGAUAGCGAAAGCCGCGCUCACGGUGUGUUUCCUCUUCGUGUCCUCGUGGACCCCGUACGGCAUCAUGUCGCUUAUCGGCGCGUUCGGCAAUCAAGAGUUGCUGACACCUGGGGUAACAAUGAUUCCCGCUGUGGCGUGUAAAGCUGUAGCGUGCAUAGAUCCCUGGGUUUACGCCAUCAGCCAUCCAAAAUACAGGCAAGAACUGCAGCGUCGCAUGCCUUGGCUACAAAUCAACGAGCCUGACGACACUGCUUCCACGGCCACCACCAACACUUCCGCGCCACCUCCUGCUUCUGCCUAACUACCUCCUCACUGAGGAAGCUUACUUGAUAACAAUGUGAUAAAACUUUAUCGUUUAACGUCCUACUAUGAUAGCGCAAAAAAAGUUUAUAAAGCAUAGUUCGAUUUUGUACGUAAGUGAAUUAUGACGAUUCUCUACACACACACAAUUUGAAAAAAAUUAACCACCGCCCAUUUAUAGGAAUAUUUAAAACCUUCUGCUGUUUUGCGAAGCGCCACGAAUUACAUAAUUAAUAAUAAUUUUCUUCUGAAUGGUAGAGCAUUGUUAAGUGAACACUGGCUGACACCAGAAAUGUAUACCUAAUUAUAAGGACUAUAGCGAGUUUACAAGGACUUCGAGAGUAAAACGUAUGUGCCUAGUUAAUAAUGCAUGUAUAUCCAUAUUUUAGAAUUUGCAAAUUUGCCACAAUUCGUGCCAGUAAUCUAAGUUUAUUAAAUAUAUUCAAGGUACAAUGUGGUAAUAA